AUGGCGAGCCUCGCUGCGAGCGCAGGCUUGAGUCGGUCCACCAACCGCUACUCGGCACUGCAGAGCCUCAUCGCCGACCAGGACACCGAGAUCGAGGACGAGUUGGCGAGGUCCCAGAAGCGCCUGCGCGACCUCAAGGCCCGCAUCUCGGCCCAGAGCAAGAAGAACUUUGUCCUCGAGCGCGACGUGCGGUACCUCGACAGCCGGAUAGCGCUCCUCAUCCAGAACCGCAUGGCACUCGAUGAGCGGGAAGAGGUCAAGGAGCAUCUCGAGGACGUCGAGGAGGGCGAGGAGACCGACAUGGACGAGCGGCGGCAGCAGCAAUACUCGAACCUGUUCUUCCUCCUCCAAUCGGAGCCGCGACACAUCGCGUCCCUGUGCCGGCUCGUGUCGCUCAGCGAGAUCGACACGCUCCUCCAGACGGUCAUGUUCACGCUGUACGGCAACCAGUACGAGUCGCGCGAGGAGCACCUCCUCCUCACCAUGUUCCAGUCGGUCCUCGCGGCGCAGUUCGAGACGGCGACCGAGUUCGGCUCGCUCCUGCGCGCCAACACGCCCGUGUCGCGCAUGAUGACGACCUACACGCGUCGAGGCCCCGGGCAGAGCUACCUCAAGGGCGUCCUCGCCGAGCGCAUCAACAGCCUCAUCGAGCACAAGGACCUCAACCUCGAGAUCAACCCGCUCAAGGUCUACGAGCAGAUGCUCAACUCGAUCCAGGACGAGACGGGCGACCUCCCCGAGGACCUGCCGCGCAACGUGACGCCCGAGGUGGCGGCCGCCAACCCGGACGUGCAGAACAUCAUCGCGCCGCGCCUCACGAUGCUCAUGGAGAUCGCCAACUCGUUCCUCCUCACCAUCAUGAACGGCAUCGAGAGCGUCCCGUACGGCAUCCGGUGGAUCUGCAAGCAGAUCCGCAGCUUGACAAAGCGCAAGUACCCCGAGGCGACCGACUUUGCCAUCUGCUCCCUCAUCGGCGGCUUCUUCUUCCUGCGGUUCAUCAACCCGGCCAUCGUCACGCCGCAAGCCUACAUGCUCAUCGACUCGCUCCCGACGUCGGCCAAGCACCCUCGGCGAACGCUCACCCUCAUCGCCAAGAUGCUGCAGAACCUCGCCAACAAGCCGAGCUACGCCAAGGAGGCCUACAUGAUGAGCCUGCAGCCGUUCGUCGACAACAACAAGACGCGCAUGAACCAGUUCCUCAACGCCCUGUGCGAGGUGCCCGACUUUUACGACACGCUCGAGAUGGACCAGUACAUGGCGCUGUCGAAGAAGGACCUCCAGAUCAACAUUACGCUCAACGAGCUGUACAACACGCAGAGCCUCCUCAUCCAGCACCUCGACGUUCUCGCCCCGAACGACAAGCAGCACCUGCGCAUCCUCCUCGAGGAGCUCGGGCCGGCGCCGGCGCAGGUCCCGCGCAAGGAGAACCGCGCCGUCGAGCUCCCGCUGUACUCGCGCUGGGAGAUGCCGAUCCAGGACAUCACAACGGCGCUCAUGGCCGAGAACAACGUGACGCAGAACGACAUCCUGUACCUCGAGACCAAGAGCAUCUUUGUCCAGCUCAUCCGGUCGCUCCCUCGACUCGCCGAGCGCCGGCCGAUCCAGCUCCCCGUCGUCGCCGAGACGGCCGCGACGGCCAAGGACGCGACGCUCGUGCGCAAGGGCAUAAAGGUCAAGGAGAUGCUGCGCGAGCUCGAGGAGCUGCGCCUCGCCGACCGCCGCGACGGGUACAAGCUCCUGACGGACGAGGUCGCCGCCGAGCUCGCGCACCUCGGCAACCUGCGCGAGAAGGUCGUCGUCGAGACCAAGAGCCUCGACAGCGUGUACAAGACGAUCUGCGACCACAACGCGUACCUGAGGUCGCAGCUCGAGCAGUACAAGGCGUACCUCCAGAACGUGCGCCAGACGAGCGCGACGGGCAAGAAGGGCCAGUCGGGCGGCGUCGGCGUCGUCACGGUCGCGGGCAAGGAGGCCAAGCAGGGCAAGGGCACGACCAACAUGGGCCCGUUCAAGUUCACGCACCAGCAGUUCGAGAAGGACGGCAUCAUCAUCGAGACCAACGUCCCCGAGAACCGACGACCAAGCAUCUUCUUCCUCGUGUCCUCGCCGUCGCCUGGAGCCUUCCUCAUCGCCUUGCACUACAAGGGCCGCGAGAAGGCGAUUCUCGAGAUGGACCUCAAGAUCGACGACCUGCUCGAGAAGAAGAACCAGGGCGUCGAGCAGCUCGACAUGGAGUACGUGAGCCUGAACGUCUCCAAGGUGCUCGCGCUCCUGAACAAGACCUUCCAGCGGCGCAAGUAGCGUGCCGUCCGCCUCGUCCGUCGCCGCUCCGGCCUUCCCCCCUCGCAUCCGCCUAAUCGCCUCGUCAUCGCGCUCUCGACGCCCCAGAUUCCCCUCUCUAUCGCUCUCGCACCUCGUCACCCGUAUCUACACUUUCUGUGCACCUAUACCCCUCUCUGUCCCGUCCCACCCUGUACACCUCUGCCCUCCUCGACCCGCAGCCUGCGGCUGUGCCGCUUUGGCCCCGAGACCUGCAAUCGGCGUGCCCCUAUUUCUCCAGCUGUCUGCAAUGACGCUCUCGAACGAUC
Molecule: messenger RNA, 2588 nt
Organism: Rhodotorula graminis WP1
Lineage: Eukaryota; Fungi; Basidiomycota; Microbotryomycetes; Sporidiobolales; Sporidiobolaceae
Product: ras GTPase-activating protein
Exons: 14
Coding region: 1-2301 (766 amino acids)
Biological process (GO): regulation of actin cytoskeleton organization; regulation of GTPase activity
Cellular component (GO): cell cortex
Molecular function (GO): protein binding; GTPase activator activity
Source: RefSeq, a predicted model, not a curated record